AUGGUCAGCAGCAGCACAGAGCACCGCCCCAUCAAGGUAGCAGCCCCCCUUGAACUUCGACGGAACGGUCAGGCAGAGCUUCUUGCCGGUGAUGGGAGCAAUUACAAUAAGCUCUGCCCGUUGCCAGGGCAUGAUGAGGAGGCGACCGUGGCGGCACCCCAGCAAUCGGACCCCUGUGUCACCACGACUGUCAAUGCCGUGGAGUCGCAGGUCGAAGUGCUGAGGAAGGAUGCGGUCGGGAGGGCCGAGGACAGGUUUGAACACGAUACCAUCCGCGCCGUUCUUGAAGAAACCGAGGAAUGGCAGCUUCCGGUGGUGUGCACAGAAGCGGCGGUGGAACCUGGGGUCAGUGACGGUGCAUCGUCACCGCCAGCAGACGGCGGAGGCAUGGGGCAGGGAGGUGGGUUGCAGCGGGAGACGGAGGAGGAUCUCCCACAGGAGAUCAUCAUCCUCAAGCGGCGAGGACAGCGCCUCCGGCGAGCGUCCACGGCCGCGGCGACGACUGCGGCGGGUCACUCCGGCAGCCUCCUCACCCGCGUGGACAUGGGGACGGAGGCGCGUGCUGCGCCGGAGAGCCACUCCGUCGCUCGCGUGAACCUGGGGACGGAGGCAGUGGGCCACUCCGUCGCCGUUGUCACUCAAGUGGAUCUGGGGAUGGGGAUGGAGGCGUGGGCUGCGGCGGCGGGCCACUCCUUGGCCCGCCUCACUCGCGGGGCUAUUUGGAUGGAGGCGCGUGCGCGUGCUACGGCGUCCGGCGUCCUCGGCCGCGCUCAUCUCGCCGGCGGCAAGACCUAG
This is a messenger RNA of Triticum turgidum subsp. durum (durum wheat), 795 nucleotides long. The record is from the annotation of a GenBank genome assembly. Lineage: Eukaryota; Viridiplantae; Streptophyta; Magnoliopsida; Poales; Poaceae.